UCUGUCCCCCUUUGAGCAGAGGGCUUUCCCCAACUACUUCUCCAAGGGAAUCCCCAAUGUGUGGAGACGGGUCACAACCUCUUUCUUUAAAGUUGCCCCCCCAAUGACUCUCAUGUACCUGACCUACACCUGGGGCAACAGCGUCCAUCAGCAGGGCAAGAGGAAGCUUGCAGCUGACUUUGAGAAUGACGAGUGAACUCCUGCCACCUUUUGUGAAAGCUCCAAUCUGUUAUUAAUUCAAACUCUGUAGGUUUCACCAAUAAAGAUGAAAAUAUUUAUGUGAAA
Messenger RNA from Etheostoma spectabile (orangethroat darter), 285 nucleotides. It is a transcript of the gene uqcrq, whose product is annotated as ubiquinol-cytochrome c reductase, complex III subunit VII. Gene Ontology annotation, biological process: mitochondrial electron transport, ubiquinol to cytochrome c. Lineage: Eukaryota; Metazoa; Chordata; Actinopteri; Perciformes; Percidae. Gene Ontology annotation, cellular component: respiratory chain complex III. The record is from RefSeq and is a predicted model, not a curated record.